Exophiala oligosperma is the source of this 1692-nucleotide messenger RNA. RefSeq lists its product as uncharacterized. The transcript is spliced from 3 exons. Bases 1 to 1692 code for a protein of 563 amino acids. Lineage: Eukaryota; Fungi; Ascomycota; Eurotiomycetes; Chaetothyriales; Herpotrichiellaceae. Gene Ontology annotation, biological process: transmembrane transport. Gene Ontology annotation, molecular function: transmembrane transporter activity. The record is from RefSeq and is a predicted model, not a curated record.
AUGCCAGCCGCAAGCGAGAAGGUUUCAUCUCAGGCGAAACCUCCUUCAAUAUCAGCCGUGCCAAUGUCAGACUCCAGGGCCGCCAUUGAAUCUGGAUAUAGUCAGCCAAGCAAGGCUGAGGCAAAUGAGAGCUCCGACAGUGGUAUGGACAGUCAACCGGAGAUGAAGUCAGACGGUUCCACGAAAGGGCUUCCUCUGGUGAUAACAGUUUCCGCCCUCGUCUUCGUCAUGUUCUGCGUCUCGAUCGAAAUGACGAUUGUUUCGACUGCCAUUCCACGCAUUACCGACGAGUUCAAUUCACUUCAAGACAUUGGAUGGUAUGGUUCAGCUUACUUCAUGUGCAUCGCUGCCUGGCAGCCCACUUGGGGCAAAAUUCUGAAAUACUUUCCUUUGAAUAUCGCCUUUGCCAUCACCGCCAUUGGCUUCAACAUUGGAUGUGUCAUCUGCGCAGUCGCCCAGAAUUCUGAAACGCUGAUUGCCGGACGGGCUGUCCAAGGGGCUCUUGGUGCCGGCCUCCCGCCUGGAAUUUACACAAUCAUUGCAUUUGUCGCGCCUCCCAAGCAGAAAAACAUGAUGAUGGGAGCCCUCGCAGCCGUGUUUGGAAUCGCCAGCGUAUUGGGACCUAUCCUGGGCGGUGUUCUCACAGAUCAUGCCAGCUGGCGCUGGGUGUUCUGGAUAAAUUUACCUAUCAGUUUGCCGGCAGUCGUUGUCAUCCUGGUCUUUUUCAAACCACCGUCUGCGGCGACGCCCCCCCAAGUGACACUCAAGGAAAAGCUUCUCCAAAUGGACCUCCCUGGCACAUUCGUCAUCAUGGGGGCGGUUAUUUGUUAUCUGUUGGCGAUGCAAGACGGAGGAGUAGUCAGACCGUGGAAUUCUGUUCGAAUUAUCGGCCUGCUCGUCGGUUUUGGUCUACUGUUGAUCUUUUUUGUCGCGAUUCAAUACCUUUCCGGAGAACGCGCUGUCUUCAGAGGUCGAGAGGUCAAAAACCGCACGUUGAUGGUAAUGUGCGUGAUUGCAUUUCAUGUUGUCGCUGGCUUCCAACUACUUCUGUACUACCUUCCAAUCUAUUUCCAAUCGACAAGAAGUGUAUCGGCAGCCAGAUCAGGCACUAACAUGCUUCCUAUUGUGCUGUCAUCAUCAUUCUUUGCAAUUGCAUGCGGAGUGAUCAUGAGUCUCUGGGGCCGAUAUGUGCCUGUGAUACUGAUCGGCUCUGUUCCAAUGACAGUUGGGGCAGGCUUGCUCUACACGUUGGAUGUCAAUUCCAGUACGGGAAAAUGGGUUGGCUUUCAACUGCUUGUCGGGACAGGUUGUGGACUUGUCCUCCAGGUGCCCGUGAUGGUGGCACAAAGCAUCGUGGAAUCGGCGGAUAUUUCGACGGUCACAGCCAUCAUCAUGUGGAGUCAGACUAUUGGAUCUGCUAUAUGGGUGUCAGCGGGAGAAGCGGGAUUUAGCAAUAAAUUGCUGGAAAUGUUACCUGUACGAGCCCCGAACGUCGAUCCGGCCCGCGUCCUGGGCCUGGGAGCUUCUCAGAUUGCAAAGGUAUACCAAGGAGAGCAACUAGCAGGUGUGUUGCAAGCGUACAUGGAUGGCGUCAAGGUACCAUUUACGCUGGUAAUAGCAUGUUUCUGUGUGGUGGCAGUUGCAGCUCCAUUUGCUCGGUGGGAGAGUAUCAAGGGUAAGAUGGUGAUGUGA